This is a messenger RNA of Alternaria atra, 2154 nucleotides long. RefSeq lists its product as uncharacterized. Gene Ontology annotation, cellular component: eukaryotic translation initiation factor 2B complex; guanyl-nucleotide exchange factor complex. The coding region runs from base 1 to 2154 and encodes 717 amino acids. Gene Ontology annotation, molecular function: translation initiation factor activity; guanyl-nucleotide exchange factor activity. Lineage: Eukaryota; Fungi; Ascomycota; Dothideomycetes; Pleosporales; Pleosporaceae. The record is from RefSeq and is a predicted model, not a curated record. The transcript has 5 exons. Gene Ontology annotation, biological process: cytoplasmic translational initiation.
AUGCCUCACGCGACGAGUCUUCCCGCGCCAGGCUUCCAGGCCCUCAUUCUGUGCGGGCCUGGCGCGUCCUUCAGUACUUUCACAUCUACGCCGAAAGAGAUUCCAAAAGCAUUGUUGCCCAUUGCGAAUAGACCUAUGGUCUGGUAUCCCUUGGAGUGGUGCUACCGUAUGGGAGUUACAGACAUCACAGUCGUGACACCGCCAGAGUCAUUAGAAGCCAUCGAGGCUGCCAUGUCACAGAACCCGCACCUCACAACCCUCCCUUCGCCAAAGCCAGACAUCCUUGCGCCGAAAGACCUUUCACACCAAACGAGUACCGGCGACCUCUUCCGGCUACCUGAACUACAGAACGCUAUCAAAGGCGAUUUCAUAGUACUACCAUGCGAUCUUGUAUGCGAAUUGGACGGCACAGCGCUUGCAGACGCGUGGAUGGUCGAGCAGGGUGGUUUUGCAGGAGCCAGUGGUGGACUAGAUCACAACGGCAGCAAGAUCGCAUUCGGUGCUGGUGGUGAGAAGCUUGGACGAAGAGGCGGAAUGGGUGUAUGGUAUCAGACCAAAGGUGAAGGGAGCAGGAAGAAGGAGGAAACCGACUUCAUUGCGACGACACCACUACCAACACCCAUUGUCCCAGUUCCGACAGAUUCGCUACGCCGAAACAUCUCGAAACUGGUGUAUUCUGUUCCCACCGAUACCCUUAACGAUAUCACAGAAGAGAACAAGACAUUCCCACUGCGGCAUUCGCUCAUUCGCAAGCACGCGCGGAUAAGGAUGCUUACGACCCAUCGCGAUGCACACAUAUACAUAUUCCCAUACUGGGUCAUGGAGAUGAUCAAGAAAAACGAGAAAUUCGAGAGUAUCAGCGAGGAAGUAUUGGGAUGGUGGGCAAAGGCUGGCUGGCAGGAAGGUCUAGGAGAUAAAUUGGGUCUGCGGCAAAUACUGCAAGGCGAAGACGAGGAGUCGGAUCAUGGCUCGCAAGUUGUUGAAGAAGAGAUCGAUGUCUCCAAGUUCAGCACCACAUACUCCGACAACAUCACAGACACAGACACAAAGGCCCCCACAACACUCGCCUCGAGAGUCACAAAAUCCUCUAGCAUACCCGAAGCCGCAAAAUCACUCACCUCAAAUUCUAAACUCACGGUACCACCCAUCCUAGCCUACGUCCAGCCCUCAGGUCCAACCGAACCCCUCAUCCGCCGUGUGGACGACUCCCACCUCCUCCUGACCGUCUCCCUCCGCCUCGCCAAACUCCCCUCCAUCGAAGAAGUUACCAAAGAACUCGCGUCGCCGUUUGCACACCAAUCUAAGAUCGUUCACAAAGAAUCUAUACCCCGGAAAUGCCGCGUAGAAGCUGAGAACUCACUUCUCGCAGAUAACGUCAUCGUAGAAGAGAAGACAAACAUCAAGGAAAGCGUCAUCGGCCCUAAUUGCAAAAUUAGUGAGGGCGCGAGACUGCUGAGGUGUUUGCUGAUGGAUGGUGUGGAGAUUGGGCCUAAUGUUCAGCUUACGGAUUGUAUUUUAGGGAGGAGGUGUAGGAUGGAGGGUGGUGAUGCUAAGGAUGGGGAUAAGACUGUUCUCAAGGACUGUGAGGUUCAGGAUGGUCAAGUUGUGGAGUGGGGUACUGAGGCGAAGAAUGAGAAGUUUAUGCGCUUUGAUGUUGGUGAUGAUGUGGGCAGCGAGGGCUUUGGUGGGGAUGAGAUGGAUACAUUGGAUGGUGACGAGGGGGAGGUGUCUCAAAAAUACGUACCUCUUACCAUCAUCAAAGGCGCAGGCCAUGAGUACAUCCCCAUCCCGGACGGCGAAAGCGCAAUCGUCGCAGACUUCCACUCCAUCAGAACACAAACCAAAGACUCCCCCAGCUACCUAACCUCGGGAUUCUACCGCAUCAAAGCGGGUCCUACACGCAACAUUCCCACAUACGACUACGAAGAGACCAAAUUUGUGCUCAAUGGCCAGAUUGACGUGCUGGACGAGGCAACGGGUGUCACACAUCAUCUUGUUGCGGGUGACUUUGCUUUCUUCCAUGUAGGAUCAAAGGCACAGUUUUCGAGCAAAUCUGGUGGAACAGCGUUUUUCGCUGUUACUAGGCCGAUUAUUACUCAACAUCCUGGGUUGGUGGGAAGAGAAGAGAAGGUGGGUGCGCAGGCGAAGCUAUAA